AUGCCCGGCUUCGACUUCUCAAACUACAACCGCAAUGCGGCCCUCCACGCUCGAGGUGUCCCCCUCCCCAAGGCGACGAGCACAGGUACCACCAUCGUGGGAUGCAUAUUCGACGGCGGUGUUGUGAUUGCCGCCGAUACAAGAGCAACCUCGGGGCCCAUCGUCGCCGACAAGAACUGCGAAAAGCUGCACUACAUCGCCCCUCAGAUCUGGUGUGCAGGAGCCGGUACCGCCGCCGACACCGAGUUCACCACGGCAAUCAUAUCCUCCAACCUCGAGCUCCACGCCCUCUCCACGGGCCGCAAGCCCCGCGUCGUCACCUGCAUGACCAUGCUCAAGCAGCACCUCUUCCAGUACCAGGGCCACAUUGGUGCCUACCUCGUCGUCGCCGGCGUCGACCCCACGGGAACCCAUCUCUUCACCGUCCACGCCCACGGUUCCACCGACAAGCUCCCCUACGUCACCAUGGGCUCCGGCUCCCUGGCCGCCAUGUCCGUCUUCGAGACCCAGUGGAAGCCCUCCCUGACCCAGGACGAGGCCGUCAAGCUCGCCAGCGAGGCCAUCCAGGCCGGUAUCUUUAACGAUCUCGGCUCCGGAAGCAACGUCGAUGUCGCCAUCAUCACAAAGGACAAGACCACCCUCAAGCGCGGCUUCGUCAAGCCCAACGAGCGUAGCGCCAAGCUCAAGAGCUAUGCCUUCCAGAAAGGUACCACGGCCGUGCUCAACGAGAAGAUUAUCAAGAAGAACGAGAUUGGCCGCUACGUGAGCGUAACGGAAGUGCCGGCCGGUGAAGCGAUGGAGGUUGAUACCUAG
This is a messenger RNA of Colletotrichum acutatum, 813 nucleotides long. RefSeq names its product proteasome subunit beta type-7. Gene Ontology annotation, cellular component: proteasome core complex. Lineage: Eukaryota; Fungi; Ascomycota; Sordariomycetes; Glomerellales; Glomerellaceae. The record is from RefSeq and is a predicted model, not a curated record. The transcript has 2 exons. Gene Ontology annotation, molecular function: threonine-type endopeptidase activity. Bases 1 to 813 code for a protein of 270 amino acids.